AAUUUUCUUAAUACGGUCACAUUGGGCUGUCGAAAGCCGCCGUUUUUUCUGCUUUGCUACCCGGUAAAAUGAGUUUUGUGCUGCAAUAAACAGGAAAUAAAACCCAUUCUCCGUUGCCGAUCGCAUCCUGAGACCAAAAACGAUCCCAGUGCGCGGACAACUAAGAAGCUUCCCAGCAAGGAGUUGCAAGUGAACAGUUUUCGUGGCCCAUUGAUUUUUUUUCUACCCCGCUUCAGCUGACAAAGUAGCAAUUGCUUAUUCGGAGAAACAGUUUGGAAAAAUGUCGCGGCAUCCCAGCGAUAGAAAGGUCUAUGUCGGAGACCUGGGCAACAACGCCCGCAAGAACGACCUGGAGUAUGUGUUUGGGGCCUAUGGAAGUCUUCGCAGUGUUUGGAUCGCCCGCAACCCACCGGGCUUCGCCUUUGUUGAGUUCGAGAGCGCCCGGGACGCGGCGGACGCUGUACGCGGAUUGGACGGCCGGACUGUGUGUGGACGCAGGGCCCGUGUGGAACUGUCCACGGGCAAAUACGCCAGAUCUGGCGGUGGUGGUGGAGGAGGCGGCGGUGGAGGAGGAGGACGCGACCGUGGAGGCGGUGGCGGAGGAAGAGGCGAUGAUAAGUGCUACGAGUGUGGCGGACGAGGACACUUUGCACGCCAUUGCCGGGAUCGGAAGCCCAGACGUCGCAGAAGCAACUCGCUGAGCAGAUCUCGCAGUACAUCCCGUCGUCGACGCACUCGCUCCAAGUCCGGCACCCGGUCACGCAGUCGCUCUGCUGGCUCCGUCGGCCGUCGCUCGGGACGAUCAAAUGGACGCGAGGAGAACGGUUCGGCGACCCGAUACAGUGACCAUGAACGCAACGGAGGCAGCGGAGCUGUGGAAUCACCGCCACCGCCGAAGAGGCGCUACGACGACGAUGAUGAUGAUCGCGUGAGGCCCUCACGCUCCAGAUCCAGAUCCCGUUCGGCGUCACCGGCAGCGCGUCGUGGCUCGCCGCCCAGGCGCCGUGCCGAUUCGUCCGCCUCACGAUCCCCGUUCAGGGACUAGCGACACCGGAUGGAUGCAGACGAGGCCAGAACGGCGAAAUAAACGGCCCUGAGCUGCAACCCCUCUGAUGCCGGAGAGAAAUGGGGCGACUGGCAACUGGACUUCCCGCAUUCCCAAUCCUUUACACAUGUAGCAACAGACAGAUAGAUUUCCCAAAAAAAAACUACUUUUCAUUCAGUAUCCCGUUUAAAGUUUAGUUGUCCAGAUCCAUAUUAGUUAAGGAUUUUAUUUAUAGUGGAACUCUCGAGUAGACGCACUUGGGUAUUAUUCUGUUCCAAAAGAAAAAAAACAAGAAGAAGCACAUUCUGAGGAAGAGCUUUCGAACGUCAUCUGACAGAGGAAGAGAUUUAAAGAACGGAUCGGCAGACGCAAAGUGUAUCGAUCUAGUCAUGUUUGCUUUUUAAAAAAAAAACUUAUUUGCUUUUGAAAUUAUUCGCUAACCCUGGAAUUAUACUCGAAUGCUAAGGAGGAGACGAAGACCAUUUUAAUGUCAAUUCAAAACAUUUUUUUAACUUUAACGCCCAUAUUAAAUCUCAAUACAGUUGAUAAUUCGACUCCAACUCUG
This is a messenger RNA of Drosophila bipectinata, 1610 nucleotides long. It is a transcript of the gene x16, whose product is annotated as x16 splicing factor. Gene Ontology annotation, biological process: mRNA splicing, via spliceosome. Gene Ontology annotation, molecular function: mRNA binding; zinc ion binding. The record is from RefSeq and is a predicted model, not a curated record. Gene Ontology annotation, cellular component: nuclear speck. Lineage: Eukaryota; Metazoa; Arthropoda; Insecta; Diptera; Drosophilidae.